Messenger RNA from Cannabis sativa, 1513 nucleotides. Its product is annotated as metal tolerance protein 4. Lineage: Eukaryota; Viridiplantae; Streptophyta; Magnoliopsida; Rosales; Cannabaceae. Gene Ontology annotation, molecular function: manganese ion transmembrane transporter activity. Gene Ontology annotation, biological process: transmembrane transport; monoatomic cation transport. The transcript is spliced from 7 exons. Bases 114 to 1352 code for a protein of 412 amino acids. Gene Ontology annotation, cellular component: membrane. The record is from RefSeq and is a predicted model, not a curated record.
CGAAAGUUUUGAAUUUACAGUUUUGUCCCUUUUCUGUUCUUAUUUUAUUUUUACAAUCUGAAACUGAAGAAGAAGAAGAAGAAGAUAGAUACUGAGUUCGGACCGAGUCAAUUAUGGAUUCUAACUCAGAUACAACGAGUCCUAAAACACCGCUUUUGGGACCAGAAGCUCGGAGACCGAGUGAUAACGGUCGCCGGAAUCGCCGACUCAGUCGAAGAUACUCUGUUAACUCGCUCAGGACCGAAUUCGUUUCCAGGCUCCCGGAAAAAGUCCGUUCUGGUUUCGACGUUGAGUCCAGUCCUUAUGAUAUCGACCUAACUCGGACCACUGGCUUGAGCGGAGGAGAAAAGGAGUACUAUGAAAGACAACUUUUAACUUUGAAAUCUUUUGAGGAAGUUGAUUCUGUAGUGCAAUCAGAGAGCAUUGAUGAAGAUGAUAAUGAAGAACAAGCUCAACAUGAAAGAGCCAUGAUGAUCUCCAAUUAUGCAAACAUAAUUCUCUUGGGACUUAAGAUCUAUGCAACUAUAAAGAGUGGGUCCAUAGCCAUUGCAGCAUCAACACUAGAUUCUUUGUUGGAUCUCAUGGCUGGUGGCAUACUUUGGUUCACUCACUUGUCAAUGAAAAGUAUAAACAUUUAUAGAUACCCCAUUGGAAAAUUGAGGGUGCAGCCUGUUGGCAUAAUCAUUUUUGCUGCUAUCAUGGCUACACUAGGUUUUCAGGUAUUCAUCCAGGCUUUAGAACAGCUAAUUGAAGCUAAUCCUUCAGAGAAGAUGUCCUCAGACCAGUUAGUGUGGUUGUAUUCAAUCAUGCUAUUUGCUACUGUGGUAAAACUCGCGCUCUGGAUUUAUUGUAGAAGCUCAGGAAACAAGAUUGUCCGUGCCUAUGCAGAGGAUCAUUAUUUUGAUGUAAUAACAAAUGUAGUUGGGUUGGUUGCUGCGGUACUAGCUGACAAAUUCUACUGGUGGAUCGAUCCAGUUGGUGCUCUUGUCCUUGCAAUAUACACAAUAGCAAAUUGGUCUCGUACUGUUAUCGAAAAUGCAGUUUCACUAGUGGGACAAUCAGCCCCUCCUGAAGUCCUGCAGAAGCUUACUUAUCUUGUCAUAAGGCAUCCUCAAGUAAAGCGUAUCGACACCGUUCGCGCCUACACAUUUGGUGUUCUUUAUUUUGUGGAGGUUGACAUUGAAUUACCGGAGGAUUUACCGUUGAAAGAAGCGCACGCGAUCGGAGAGAGUCUGCAGAUUAACAUUGAGAAACUGCCAGAAGUAGAGAGAGCAUUUGUUCAUCUUGAUUUUGAAUGUGAUCACAAACCAGAGCAUUCUGUACUCCACAAGCUCCCAAAUUCUCAGCCUUGAUUUUUGACAUUACUCCCAACUUUACAAUAGUAACAAUAAAAAAAAUUAUAGGCAUCUUAUUCUCACUGUAAUUUUUUUGUUUUCUAUACAACUAUGAGAGAUCUUCAGGUUGCUUCUUUGAAAAAUUACAAUAAAAAUUUUAAAAGAAAAACAUUUUCUGA